Messenger RNA from Papaver somniferum (opium poppy), 2406 nucleotides. RefSeq names its product probable flavin-containing monooxygenase 1. The transcript is spliced from 4 exons. The coding region runs from base 679 to 2232 and encodes 517 amino acids. The record is from RefSeq and is a predicted model, not a curated record. Gene Ontology annotation, molecular function: N,N-dimethylaniline monooxygenase activity; flavin adenine dinucleotide binding; NADP binding. Lineage: Eukaryota; Viridiplantae; Streptophyta; Magnoliopsida; Ranunculales; Papaveraceae.
ACGAUCAUCGGUUGUUUAUGGAGAUAUAAUCUCCGUUGUUUAUGGAAGUACAGUUAAAUUUACAUGGAAGCAAACUCGGGAAAGAUGUGUGAAACUUGCUUCUGCUCUUACUCAACUUGGGAUAUCCCGUGGUGAUGUUGUAAGUUCUUUUUUUUUUCUUUUUGUUAAGAAGUUUCAAUCUUUUCAUUUUUGGGUUUCCACUGAAUGUUGAGGGUGUUCAAUAUUUUGAUUGAGUGUCAUCUGUUUUGAGGGUUUUUAUUUUCUUUCUUUGUUGCUCAUUAGAUCAUUUUUGAGUCUUGUAUGCUUGAUUAAUGUUUGAUUUUAUGUUUGUGGAUUAGGUUGGAUUUUCUGUGUCAUUUUGUUUUUGCUUUUCUUUUAUCAUGCUUUUCUUUGGGUAAGCCAAAACUGUGGGAAGUACUUGCUUAAUUGAUGAACGCUGUUUUACCUUUGUAAUGCAAAUUUCUUCAUGUUCUUGAAGUAAUUUUAGAUUCCGAAAAAGACUAGUUUUGCUACUCCAUCAAUCUUUAGUAUGUGUUGGGUAGUCAUGGCUCUAGUUGGUAUGAAGUCAAAGAGAGACAAAAUUAUUGAAAUGAGAUAUUAGGUGACAUCAAUCAGAUUCAGAAUCAGAACAACCCUCACUACCCACUAUCUUCAAAUCAAUCAACAGUUGCAGGUUUAAUGGAGAGAAGGGUUGGGAUAAUUGGAGCAGGAAUAAGUGGGCGAUUAGCUUGUAAAUAUGUUCUUGAGAAAGGAUUUCAACCCAUUGUUUUUGAAUCACAGCCUGGUCUUGGUGGAGUUUGGACUCAAACAGUUGAAACAACAAAACUUCAAUCACCAAGACAAUCUUUUGUGUUCUCUGAUUUUCCAUGGUCCGUUGAAGAAGAGUAUCCAGAUCAUAAUCAAGUUGUAGAGUAUUUAGAAUCUUAUGCUCUUCAUUUUGGUUUACUUCCUUAUAUCAAAUUCAACACCAAAGUUAUCAACAUUGACUAUUUAGUACAAGAAGGCCAAGAUAUGCUCUCAUGGAGUCAUUGGGGUGGUUCAGAUCAGGCUUUCAGUAAUCCCAAAGGUAAAUGGGAAAUUACUACUGAACAUCAAGCUUAUGAAGUAGAAUUUGUGAUUCUUUGCAUUGGGCGGUUCUGUGGAGUUCCAAAUAUUCCUGAUUUCCCACCAAAUAAAGGUCCAGAUGUAUUUACUAAAGGUAAAGUUAUGCAUUCUAUGGAUUACUCUGCCAUGGAUGAUGCUGACGCUGCCAAAUUCGUCAAAGGCAAACGUGUUACAGUCGUUGGACUUCAAAAAUCAGCUUUGGACAUUGCUAAUGAGUGUGCCAUAGCCAACGGAGUGGAAAAUCCUUGUACGUUGAUAUUCAGAAGUGGACAUUGGAAUGUACCUGAUUAUCUUCCCUGGGGUGUCUCUCUUGCUUCACUCUACCUUAAUCGUUUCUCUGAGCUUAUGUUUCAUAAACCUGGUGAAGGACUGUUUCUUAGUCUCUUAGCUACCUUGCUUUCGCCUCUGAGGUGGGCAAUUUCGAAAUUUGUUGAAAGCUAUAUCAAAUUCAAAUUUCCUCUGAAGAAAUACAAUAUGGUACCAGAUAAUAGUUUCUCUCAAGAAAUUUCAUCUUGCUUGCUCGCCAUGGUACCCGAAAAAUUCUUUGAUAGAGUGGAUGAAGGAAGCAUCAUAUUGAAGAAGUCAAAGGGGUUCAGCUUCUACAAAGAUGGGUUGAUAUUUGACGAUGAUGCGGGAGCGACUCUAGAAACUGAUGCAGUCAUCCUUGCUACCGGUUAUAAAGGUGAUGAAAACCUUAAAAGGAUCUUCAAAUCGCUCACGUUUCAAAAUUACAUCAUGGGUUCGCCAAACUCCACAGUUCCGUUGUUCAGAGAAUGUAUUCACCCGCGGAUACCCCAAUUGGCGAUAAUUGGGUUUUCUGAGGGUCUCUCGAAUUUGUAUACAUCGGAAAUGAGGUGUCGAUGGUUAGCACAUCUUCUGGACGAUGGGUUCAGGUUGCCAGGUAUAAUAGAGAUGGAGAAAGAUAUCUUGAAAUGGGAAAAAUACAUGAAACGUUACUGCGGUCAGUACUAUAGGAGGUCUUGCAUUGCUGUAGUGCACAUUUGGUACAAUGAUCAGCUGUGCAAGGAUAUGGGUUUUAAUCCAAAGAGGAAGAAGGGAUUUUAUGCAGAGCUCUUCGAGCCUUACAGAACCAUGGAUUACGCAAAUCUAACUCAAAAGAAAGAUUGAAGGAUUGCCCAAUCCUUGUAAAUUGAAAUUCGACUUAUUGUGUGGUUUUGGACCUUACGGUCUCCCUCAAAUAUUUGGCAUCGGCCUCAUGGAAAAAUAGGCAUUUCAGAUAAAUUACCGCCUCUUUUCAGGCUUUCAGCACUAAAUAUAUCCCCAGUUGGGGGUCGGAAUUCA